Molecule: messenger RNA, 3084 nt
Organism: Lodderomyces pseudojiufengensis
Lineage: Eukaryota; Fungi; Ascomycota; Pichiomycetes; Serinales; Debaryomycetaceae
Exons: 1
Coding region: 1-3084 (1027 amino acids)
Source: RefSeq, a predicted model, not a curated record
AUGUCUGAAUCAAUAUCAGAUAUAAACCAAAAUCAAAACAAAACCGAAGCCAAGGUUAAAUCAAUCAGUGGUAUUUACAAGCACCCCAGUUCAGGAAUUAAAAGAAAGUUAGAAGACAUAGACAUUAAUGUAUUAGAAAUAGCAAAAUCAAAAGUCAAAAAGAAUGAUACAAAAUUUGUGCCAGAAAUUGAUGUCUUAAGCUCUUUACCUCAUGAUAUUUUGGGAUCAACUCAAAGAGUAGAUGGAGCAGUAACUGGAAUUAAAAAAAUUCAAGAUUUGGAAGAAUCAAAAGUCAAAGACUUAUCAGAUGCAACACCUUCAAAUUUCAAAAAAUUAAAAGUAGCACAACUGGUAAACUUAUCCAUAUUUUGUCAUCCUAAGAAGAAAGUUAAGGUUAAGGAAAGUGCAUUAGCUGAGGUUUUUGAUAAAGAGUCUACAAGCCGCAAGAAAGAAGAUGCUAUUAAAAAUGAUGAUGAUGAAGUCUCAAUUUUGGAAAAGAAAACUGGUGGUGGAGUAAAAGUUGAUGAUUCAUUCAAAAAGUUUUUCGAAAAAGCAUAUCCUAAAGCAGAUACAUACAGAUCAAAUGAAAACGAAGAUGAAGUAGCUAAACAUAAAAGGCAAACAGAAAGUCUUCUUUCAUCAUUUCGGGAAUCUCGAAAAAGAUUUCUUUCAAGUCAAGAAUCCAAACUGGGAGCUAUUUAUAAGAAACAAAGAAGUAAUGAAUCCAAUUUUCGUCCGUUGUUUACACCACCUCAUGAAGUUGAAGUCAUCAAGAAAACAAUUGAUAAUGAAAGUGAUCAAAAAAAUGAACUGUCUAUAAAUAAGAAUAAAAAUACUAACCAACCAUUUGAACUUCCACCAAAAAAAUCUGAAUUGAAUGUCUCAAUCAAGAAAAUUUUACAAAAUCAAAUAAGAGCUGAGAAAACGGGUUUUAUAUUAUCAGAUUUUAAAGAUGCCCCAGGAUCAAUUUCUGAAGUAGCUUACAGUGAUAAUUUUGAUGGAAGUAAUAAUAUGCCGCUUCCACCUAUUCAAUUGAAGAAUAGUCUACCAAUUGCGAGAGGAUCUUAUAGUAUUUUUAGAAAUCAAGUCAUAGUCCAUGGAAAAGGUUUUUUGUUAGAAGAGUUUGAAAGUGCUGAGGGAUUGACUGCUGAAGAAACUGGUAAUGUUUUUGAUGAAAGAUUGUAUUCAAUUAGUUUAUCAGGUGAAUCAAUAGCAGAAGAAUCAGAUGACUUGGAGAAAAACAGAAAAAAGAGAAUUUCAAGUACAAAUAAUAAAAAUCACAGCUUCACGUCAACUUAUUUUUCCAUUGAAUUAGACACCAAACUAUACGAGGCAAUUAUAUCUAGAAAAAAAAAUGAAACUGUUCCGACUGCCAUCGAAAAUUUGAGAAAUACUGAAGAAUUUAAAAACUAUUUAUAUAAAUCAUUACUGGAAAGGUACAAAGAAUUGUGCAAUUGUAUCAAAAAGAACAACUAUACUGAAGCAGAAGUUGAAAUUAUUAACGCGAAAACGAAUAAAAACAUGUCUGAUGUUGAGUUAGAUCAGGUAGCAGAUGAUCUCGUAGGUUGGCCCUACUUGUUUAAGUACAGAGAUGCUAGUGAUUUGAGAUCAUUCAUUAGAAAAUUAGCGGAACAAGAUAUUGGAUCACACGAGGAAAUGUUAAAUAGGUCAAUUUUAGAAGCUGUUGCUAAUAGAGGCAAAAAAUCGUUAAAAAAAGUGUUCAAAGAAUUGUAUGAAGGAGGGUUAAAAUCAGACUUUACUUCUGCUUUAGCAAUUGAAUCUCAUCAUAAAAAGAUUGACCCCAACUACCUUUUAAGUUCCAUCUCCUACAAAGCUUUUCACGACAAAAUCAUUUUUGAUUCCAUGAAAGACAGAGGUAGAGAAGAAAAUAUGGAAACAAUUGCUCAUAGGUUGGUCACAGAAAAAGAGGGAUUUAACGAAUUCAAAAAGAGAGGAAUCACAGCUCGAUUUAUGCAGAUUGAGUGUUGUUUGAAAUAUAAAAGGUUCAGUGAAGAUGAGAUGUCUAUAAUUAAAAAGGAAUGCAAUGGCAAAUCACAGGAAAAUCUCGAACAAAUAGUUUGUAAGCUAAAAGAUAUGCCCUUGUUGUUUGGUGAUAGAGAUAAAGAAGUAUUGCAAAAUAAAAUCAUUGAAGUUUUAGGAUCUAAAGACGAAGUGGUGAAGGAUUUGAAGAAAAUCAGAGAGUUAGAAAUUGUCAACGCCGGUGCCAGAAGAAAGAAUGAGGAACCUUUAAAGUCGGCCCUUAGAACACUCAAAGAAAAAAAACCAGAAUUGUUUAGUGAUAUCGAUAUUGGGUCAAUGGUACGUACGCAUGAACGUCUUAAUCCACCGGAAAUUUUAAAGUCAUCGCAAUUUGAUUCAAGUCAAGAUUUCAAUUUAUAUAAUUUAUCGAUCAACAAGUCCAAAAAUGAAUCAUUAAACAGUAUUCAUACAAUUUUGUCACAGUCUGGUGAUUUUAAGCCGUUGAAUGUAGGAGUAAUAACAAGAAGAUAUGAAGCUCUUCGAACGGCUAUCAAUGAGAAUAGAUACACACAAUCUGAAUUAGACAUAAUACAAAUUGAAAUUGCCAUCACAAACACAGAUGAUGCUGAAGUUAUUUGCACCAAAUUACAAUCAAAAGAUACUAUUUUAAAAUUUAGAAACUCCAAAGACGUACAGAUAAAAAUUCAACAAUUAAUAGAACUUGGAGAAUAUAAAAACAUAACACAUUCAAAGAAUCAAAAAUCAAUCUACCAAGCAGUUAUGAAUAAAAAAAAAGGAAGUUUAAGACAAAUCUGUGAAGAAUUAUCAAAUGAGCAUGAAUUUUCAGGUAUGACUGCUUUUGAUAUUGAAUACCAAUUUCGUUUGCACCAAGCAGAAAAAAAUAAAAGGUUUGCUCAUUUAAUCCGUCCGGUGAAAUUCCAAAAGGAAGAGAAAACAUCAAUGAAUAAUAUUGAAUAUGAUGUAAAAGAUGAAAAAUUGAGUGUUAAUGGAACUGAUGUAUUGAAAAGAUAUGUGAAAAGAUAUGGUUGUGAAUUGGAUAAGAUCGAUAAUUCAGAAAAAUUGAAAAAUUUCUUAGGAAUAUAA